AUGUUCGAAUGCGCCACCUGCGGUGAGGAAUUCUGGUAUCGGGAUGACUGCGAUGAGCAUAUGAAUGACUAUGAUCACUGGAUUGAGUGCGAAACAUGCACUCGCUUGUUUCGCUCCCAGGCCGCUUGCAACCAGCAUAUGAAUGCUUUGGACCACUGGGCGCCAACCUUCGAAUGUGAAACAUGCACCAGCACCUUCCGUACUCAAGCGGCUGCCAACAACCACAUGAGAGCCAAGAGACAUUAUGAGAAGUACUGCUCCGACUGCGAUCGUACCUUUAUGAACGCGAACUGUUUACGCCAGCAUCUGAAUUCCAAGAUUCAUCGCGGUAACAACGUUCCCUGUCCGUUCUGCCACACCGGUUUUGUCACUGCCAGCGGUGUCUCUCACCAUCUCGAGAGUGGAUCCUGCCCUCGGGCUCAAGGCUUGAACCGCGACAAGAUUCACCGCAUUAUCCAGCAGCUUGAUCCAAAUGGCAUUGUCUGCAAGAAGCGGAUCGCGUGGCACGGCGAAGAGAAUAUGUCCUACUCGGUCACUGACAAUGCGUGGAAUGGUCAGUUUUGGGUGUGUUACAUUUGCAAGCGGGGGUUCAACUCGCGCAGAGCGUUGGAGUCGCAUGUCAACUCGCCUGUGCACAAGGAGAAGGUUUACCACUGCCUCCAGCGUGGCUGCCCAAAGGAGUUCCACUCUCUGGCUAGUCUGUUCAACCACCUUGAGAGUGAGUCUUGCGGAUUCAUUCGGUUCGACGGGGUUCGACAGGUUCACCAGCGACUGAACGAUGCCAUCAUCGGUCGCCGGAUGAUCACUGGACUCUAG
This is a messenger RNA of Penicillium robsamsonii, 816 nucleotides long. Its product is annotated as C2H2-type zinc finger protein. The coding region runs from base 1 to 816 and encodes 271 amino acids. Gene Ontology annotation, biological process: regulation of transcription by RNA polymerase II. Lineage: Eukaryota; Fungi; Ascomycota; Eurotiomycetes; Eurotiales; Aspergillaceae. Gene Ontology annotation, molecular function: zinc ion binding; DNA-binding transcription factor activity, RNA polymerase II-specific; RNA polymerase II transcription regulatory region sequence-specific DNA binding. The transcript is spliced from 2 exons. The record is from RefSeq and is a predicted model, not a curated record. Gene Ontology annotation, cellular component: nucleus.